Mya arenaria is the source of this 4516-nucleotide messenger RNA. RefSeq names its product iron-sulfur cluster assembly 1 homolog, mitochondrial-like. Gene Ontology annotation, molecular function: 2 iron, 2 sulfur cluster binding. The transcript has 4 exons. The record is from RefSeq and is a predicted model, not a curated record. Gene Ontology annotation, cellular component: mitochondrion; cytoplasm. The coding region runs from base 57 to 449 and encodes 130 amino acids. Lineage: Eukaryota; Metazoa; Mollusca; Bivalvia; Myida; Myidae. Gene Ontology annotation, biological process: iron-sulfur cluster assembly.
ACGACCUUGACCGAGAAGAAAAACAAAACUUGUUUUUGUGUGACAGCGCUUGAAAUAUGGCAUCAAAGCUCGUUGGUGCUACUGUUAGAGCUGUAGCAAGAAAACGAACGAUGAUCCCGACAAAAGCUCCUUUAGUUUUGACGCAGUCUGCUGUAGCAAAAGUCAAGGAGUUAAUGCAUCAGAAGCCUGAAACGAUGUGUCUGAAGAUUGGAGUAAAGACACGGGGGUGUAAUGGCCUUACCUAUACCCUUGAUUACUGCGAUAAGACAGGAAAGUUUGAUGAAGUAGUCGAACAAGAAGGAGCAAAAAUUGUGAUCGAUGCCAAAGCACAGUUGACUUUGUUAGGCACAGAGAUGGACUAUGUAGAAGAUAAGCUUGCAGCUGAGUUUGUAUUCAAUAAUCCAAAUAUAAAAGGAACAUGUGGUUGUGGAGAAAGUUUUAAUGUUUGAUGGAACCUAAAUGGAUAGAUAUGUGUAAUUUACUACUUGUCCAUGUGAUAGGAAGAGAUUUGGACUUAAAUGUCCCUAGUGUGCCACAGUUAAAGGUGUGAUUUCCAUAACCAUCAGUGAAGAAGAUAUUGCAUGAAAAGAGCAAGUGCUUCUAUGACUUUGACUGUAGUUGCAUUUGUUGUGUUAUAAUUUACUAGUUUAGAAGAAUUUCAUCGCCUAAAGAUUUGUCAUUUUCAUUUUUUUAAAGUUUAAAGAUUAAAUCACUUGCAGAAAAGUUUAUUUACAUGUGGAACACAAGCCAUUGUUUCAUAAUUGAAAUUUUAUGUGCUCAUUAUAGAUAUGACAGGAUUUUUAUGGGAACAUGUGUGGCAGGCAGUGUCAGGGAGAUGGGUGCUAGGUGUCCUCUUUCUUACAUUUGCAAAUGAACACCAAUCAUUACUAGAUUUGGUUACCACUUGUAAUGGUAAACUCUUGGUUAAGUUUGAUAACAAGCUGGAAAGUGCCAGUCACUCCAUUGUUAUGGCCCUUGAAUUAUUAAGGCAUUUACCAAACUUGGUCAACAUGUUAAUGGUCAUACUUUUUCAGACUAUUUCCAUGACUAGUUGGAAAGUCCCAAUCAUUAUGGCUGUGAAAUGACAAAAAAUUAAAGAAUUGACAGUGCCCACUUACUAUCAUUGGCAAACAUUCAUCCAAUACUGGUGUUGUGAGGAAAAAUAGUUCGGACAAAUUUGAUAACUACCUGGAAGUCCAACUUGCAACAUAGGUAUGGCAGUUGAAUUAUGUCUCCCCCAUGGAGAUUGUUUUUGCUAAAAUUGUCUAUAUGUCUGGGCCAACAUUAAAUGGGGGGGGGGGGGGCUGUAUCCAUUGGUUAUUCUAUUGUAAAACCAAAAAAAACUAAAUGUUUUAGGGGCUUUUUUAAAGAAGGAAAAAACACUUAAACCAGAAAUGUUAGUGUGUUUGUCUUUCUGUCACAAAUUGUGUCUGCUCCAUAUCUCUUGAGCUGGUUGAAGGAUUUCAAAACUACCCACACAUGUUCACGGUACUGAGAUGAUGUAUAGAGCGCAUGUUACAACUUAAACUCAAGGUCACAUUUAGAGGUCAAAGGUCAUAUGGCUACAUUUUGUGUCCGCUCCAUAUGUCUUGAACCUUUUGAAGGAUUUUGAAAUAACUCGCCACAAAUGUCAACCAUAUUGAGACAAUGUCUAGCGCAAACUACAACCAGCUCAGUUCAAGGUCAAGGUCACAUGACUACAUUUCAUGUCGGCUCCAUAUCUCUUGAACUGCUGAAAGGAUUUUGAGGUAACUCGCCCAAUGUUCACCAUAUUAAGACAAUCUAUAGAGCGCAUGUUACAACGAGCUUGGCUCAAGGUUACACUUUAGAGGUCAAAGGUCAUAUGACUACAUUUUGUGUCCACUCUUUAUUUUUUGAACCUCUUGAAGGAUUUGAAAUAAUUUGCCAUAAAUGCUUAUCAUAUUGAGGCUAUGUGCAAGGGAGUAGACAUCAGUUUAUUAUUACAAAAAAAACACACUUCUAGUUGUUGUUUUUUUUUGGAUAAAAUUGGCAGUGUCUGCUGUUUUACUUGGGCUAAUGUUCACCAAUAAUCUUGUUCACUUUAUUUAUCAAAAACAUCUUGGCCACGUUUGAAAACUCUUCCAAAUCCCUGUCAGCCAAUUGACAAAAAAUUACGGAAACAUUGUUAGACUUAGUGACAAUGUUUAUGGGCAAAAUAUCUCGGAUUAUUUUGGAAACUAGUCAGAAUGUCCCAGAAAGAACACAAUUAUGGCCCUUGAAUUGAUUUAAAGUUACAGACUGCACAGUGUCUCUCACUUUUGCAGAUGUAUGCCAAUCAUCAAAAUUGGUCAAAAUGUUUAGGUUCUAAAUAUCUUGAACAAAGUUUGUAACAAGCAAUAAAGUCCCAAUCUUAAUCAGAAUGGACAGUUUCCCCUCUCUGACUAUGGUAUAUGUACACCAACCACCACCAAACUUGGUCACAAUAUUUAUUCUCAAAAUAUCUCUUACCAAGUUAAAUAACUAGCCAUAAGGUUAUACUGCAGCACCUGGACAAGGAGGGAACCCAAACCAAUCACUAGGCCACGGACAGCCAGUAGUGAAUAGACUAUACAGUAAAAGAUGUCCUAACAGCGGGAUGGACAUAUUUUGCAAUUGUUAGCACUCUUGUUCAUAUUAUAUGAUAGGUUACUUCAUGUAGAACAUAUCAGAUGUCUUCAACUCUGACAAUUAAAAUGUCACUGCUUUUAAACUUGACCUAUUUAUCAAUAAGUUUUGAAGAAACCCUUUUGAUGCACAAAAACAUGCAAAAUAUGAACAUGGCUGUCUUAUUCAUUAGCGGCAAGGGUAGGGGCAAAGCUGUCAGCUCAUCAUUUUAGCAUGGGCCACCAGCUGUAUACCAUUUUAUUAAAAACCUGAGUCAUAUUUACUUGAAAAUAAAUAACUACACUACGGACAAAGUAAAGGGACACUUUACAGUCGCCACACACAAGCUGUAGUGAAAGAUAUAUAUCUAUAUACAAUUCGUUCUGUGAUCAUGCAAAUGUACAUACUACAUGCAUAGUAUGAAAUAGCAGUAUUAAUAAUGCACCAAUCAAUUAUAACCACGGCCCCCCCCCCCCCCCCCCCCCCCCCCAGGUCCGGGGCAUACCAGGGAUAGCUGGGGAAAUGGGCCGUGUUUUUACUUUCCAGGGGGCCAGUGGUUUUGUCUUCGCACCAAAUUUAGCGGAGAUUGGGCCUUAUAUACUUAUAAAGUCCCUGGGGUGCGGGGGCAUUUGGCGGGGAUUUUACCAUCAGUUCGUCCCCGUAGGGCGGGUUUUUUAAAUCAAAGUCCGCGCUAUUCCCCUGACCUGGGGGGGGGGGGCAGUAGUUACAAUUGACUGGUGCAUUAGGAGUGUUGUUUUUGUUAACAAAUUCUGCUUGAUUUUUAGAAAAACAGUAAAUAUAAAGCAUAAAGUUAUGAGUACACGUUCUUUAAGAAAAGAUUAUCUAAAGAUGACUUAACUACAUACUAAAUUAUUUUUUCUUUUGAUUUUUAUCUUUCAUCCAUACUUAAACACAUCCUGUGACUGUACUAGUUGCCACAGAACUUUGCACUAAGAAAGCCUGACUUCCUGUGCUUUAGUAUUCAUUUGCCUGGCUCAACAUUAUAAUCUGUAACAGUGAUGACUCAAAUUCAGCUGUUCAAGGUUCAUUUAAGGUUAUUAACGUUGGCUACUUUUGUUUCAAACGACUGUGUAUCUGUAUUGAUGUACUACAGUUUAGAUACAAUUUUGUCAAUCCAAGUGUCCUCAUUACAUGUUACUUUUGAUAAGCAAUUGAUAUUACAUGUCAUGAUUUAAGAUAAUUGAAAUUUUAUCGAUGCAAUAUAUACUAUUUUGUUCAUGCAGUUGUAUUGUCUACUUUAACACACUCUAUAAGCUUCUUUUUUUUUUUUUAAAGUAGAUACAUGUAUGCUGGGGCGGUAUUCAUAAAGCAUCUUAGUGAAAAAUUUCAACUAAGUGUUAACAUGCAUUUUUUCUCAGUUCAAAUUUUAGAAAAGUAAUAAUGCUUUACACCAAAAAUACGAAAAUAAGAAAGAAAAAAAAUCCAAAGAAAAGUCUAAAUAAUAAAUUCAUAUGAUUACAUUUGAUGAAAAAUAACAGGUAUUUAGAAUAUUUGUUGUUUAAAUUGUUCACUAAGAAACUUUAUAUAGACCACCCCUGGGAAUUUUUGUAACUUGUUUUUGCAUUUACAUGUUAUUCAUUAUCAGGCAUUUAAUAUCAUAAUGCAAGAAAAUAUUAAAUGGUUGUUUAAAAAAAGUGUUUUUGUUACUAGUAUUCAAUGAAAACAAUACCUCCAAUGUAACUGAAUAACAAAUAUUUUCAAUUCUAUAGAAAAACACUGUGUUUGUGUCAGUACUGUAUUUCAGCAUUUAUAGAAUUUUAAACAUGAGUUCAAAGGUGCCCUGUAAUAUAAAUCUGACUUCUAUUUUGUUAAUAAUGUUUUUUCACUUUGCUCCUUGUAACAGCCAGUUACAAUUGUUAUUAAUUUUGAAAAUAUAAAUGCUGAAUUGGUA